This is a messenger RNA of Salmo salar (Atlantic salmon), 1356 nucleotides long. RefSeq names its product biogenesis of lysosome-related organelles complex 1 subunit 6. Gene Ontology annotation, cellular component: transport vesicle; BLOC-1 complex. The record is from RefSeq and is a predicted model, not a curated record. Gene Ontology annotation, biological process: intracellular transport. NCBI's taxonomy places the organism in Eukaryota, Metazoa, Chordata, Actinopteri, Salmoniformes, Salmonidae.
CUCGGAGACUCGAGUUUUUAACUGAGCUGAAAACAUAACAAUCCUCUUAGAACAGCGUUAAAAUUACCGAUCGUCAGCCUUUUCUAGGGGAGACCAUUUCCUCACUGUGAUUCGGUUCAAAACCAUUUCUCUAACAUCAACAUCGCACCGUUAAUAGUUUGAGAAACAAGUAAUCAAGCUAUAUUCGUUCAAACAGGAAGUCCAAACACAGUCACAUGAGUGACGCCCUGUCACAUGAUGUUUUCCAGACGUUGCCGUUGUUGAUGGAGAGCUAAUUUCAAAGGCUGUAGAAUCAGACAGUGAUGUCCAACAUGGAGACAGAGGGGAGGGCAGAUGAGGGCUCCUCGUCUCAGCGUGACCCUCCUCAGAACACUGGCAGCUACGAUUUCAGCCUGACUCCCCAGGACUCUCGGCCUACAGAGGACUCCCAGCCUGCAGAGAAAUCAGUCCCUAUUGAAGAGCCCAUUGUAGUGGACAGAAAGGCCAUAGAGAAACUGACAGAAGGCCUGCUCUCUCACUACCUGCCUGACCUCUACAGCUCCAAACAGGCUCUGUUGGAACUCAAUCAAAACCAAGUCAUCCUGCUGGACACACUGGAACAAGAAGUCACCAAAUUCAGAGAGUGCAAUUCCCUACUGGAUCUAAACUCACUGUUCACAGAGGCCAAGUUUUAUCACGGUAAACUGGUGAACGUACGUAAAGACAUGAUCAUGCUGCACGAGAAGACAACUAAACUAAAGAAAAGAGCGUUGAAGCUCCAGCAGCAGAGACAGAAGGAGGCUAUGGAGAAAGAACAACAGAGAGACAGGGAGCUGGAGAGAGAGAGGCAGCUGAUUGCCAAACCUGCCAAGAGAACAUAGAACCAUCCAUGAACUCUGUCCUAACUCUGUCACUGCCAACUAUACUAUACAGCCAAAGAUGAGGGAUGCGUCACACAUGUCGCGGGCUCCGAUCCUGAUCCCCUCUCUGGUUGUUGAACAGUAGACCAACUCUAUUCCUCAAGAUGACACAGUUCAUCCAUGGUUGUUGUCAGACAUGAUUUGGUCUCUUGUAUACAGAGGUGUUAGGACAAGUACUGCUUGGAGGUAGUUUUAUAUUCAGAGGUGUUAGGACAAGUACUGCUUGGAGGUAGUUUUAUAUUCAGAGGUGUUAGGACAAGUACUGCUUGGAGGUAGUUUUAUAUUCAGAGGUGUCAAGACGAUUACUACUCCUUGUUAGUUUUUGUGGCCAAUCAUGCUGUUUAGAUCAGAAUCAGCACACGCCAGCAGUGAUUAUUCCUCACUUCAUCCUAAAUGGCUGUAAUAAUAGAGAUUUCCGAGGUGAAUAAAAGAGAAGAGCCGAUGCAGUCAAUCAAAA